AUGACCGACCCUAAAGAUAUCGAGGCACCUCACAAUGCCCACCACGAAGAGAAGGAUGCUGUCCCCCUCGAGAUAGACGAUGUGGCAGAUCAAAAGCUCCAGAAUCAGAAUGAAGCCGCAAUGGAUGCGGAGCUUCACCAGCUAGAAGAACAGGUGUACACCCUGCCCAAGUCCCGGUUUGAGAUGACUCUAUCCAACCCGGCGAAAUUCACCUAUAUUCUCGUCGCAUUCGCUUCGAUGGGUGGUAUGCUAUCUGGUCUUGAUCAGUCGCUCAUCAGCGGUGCAAACCUCUAUCUCCCCGUUGAUCUGCACUUGUCCUCAGCGGAUAAUAGUCUGGUCAACGCCGGAAUGCCGCUUGGAGCUGUUGCCGGUGCCCUUAUCCUUUCCCCAGCGAACGAGUACCUCGGUCGUCGUAUGGCUAUCAUCGUCUCUUGCGUUCUAUACACCAUCGGAGCUGCCCUGGAGGCUGGCGCUAUCAACUUCGGAAUGAUCUUCGCUGGCCGAUUCAUUCUCGGCGCUGGUGUCGGUUUGGAAGGUGGUACUGUUCCUGUCUAUGUUGCCGAGUGUGUCCCCCGCAGACUCCGUGGUAACCUCGUUUCCCUCUACCAACUGAACAUCGCCCUAGGCGAAGUCCUCGGCUACGCAGUCGCGGCGAUGUUCGUCAGCGUGGAAGGCAACUGGCGUUACGUCCUAGGCUCCUCACUCGUAUUCUCGACCAUCCUCUUCGUGGGAAUGCUCUUCCUCCCCGAAAGUCCCCGAUUCCUAAUGCACAAGGGACGCGAGAUCGAAGCAUACGCAGUGUGGAAAAAGAUCCGCGGAUUCAACGAUCUCGAAGCCAAAGACGAGUUCCUCGGCAUGCGACAAGCCGUUACAUCCGAAAGCGAAGAGCAAGCACGGACAAAGAAGUACGCAUGGAUGGAUUUCUUCACUGUGCCUCGUGCGCGGCGCGCCAUGGUGUAUGCCAAUAUCAUGAUCUUCCUCGGUCAAUUCACCGGCGUCAACGCGGUUAUGUACUACAUGUCGACUCUGAUGCAAGCCAUCGGCUUCAACGACAAGGAUGCAGUCUUCAUGUCUCUCGUCGGUGGCGGAGCGCUAUUGAUCGGCGCUAUCCCAGCUGUGUUGUACAUGGAACGCUUCGGUCGUCGCUACUGGGCCAAUGCCAUGCUUCCGGGCUUCUUCAUCGGCCUUGUGCUCGUCGGCGUCGGAUAUGCCAUCGACUUUGUCAAAUACCCGGCCGCCGCGCAGGGAGUUUACCUCACCGGUAUUGUACUGUACAUGGGCUUCUUCGGUUCAUAUGCUUGCUUGACCUGGGUCAUACCUUCGGAGGUAUUUCCCACGUAUCUGCGUUCAUAUGGAAUGACGACCGCAGAUGCAAACCUGUUCCUAUGCUCAUUUAUCGUUACUUACAACUUCACUCGAAUGAUGGAAUCCAUGCAGCGCAUUGGCUUGACACUCGGCUUUUACGGCGGUAUUGCCAUCGUGGGCUGGGUAUACCAGAUUAUCUUCAUGCCGGAGACCAAAAACAAGUCUCUUGAAGAGAUUGAUGAGCUAUUCUCACUUCCUACUUCGGUUAUUGUGAAGCGUAACUUGAAGCAGACUGCACAGGUUGUUCGGGACUUGUCGCGGUUCCGUCUUAAGAAGGUGUUUUCUCCGGAGCCAUACAAAUAA
Molecule: messenger RNA, 1668 nt
Organism: Penicillium paradoxum
Lineage: Eukaryota; Fungi; Ascomycota; Eurotiomycetes; Eurotiales; Aspergillaceae
Product: putative MFS sugar transporter
Exons: 2
Coding region: 1-1668 (555 amino acids)
Biological process (GO): transmembrane transport
Cellular component (GO): membrane
Molecular function (GO): myo-inositol:proton symporter activity
Source: RefSeq, a predicted model, not a curated record